Messenger RNA from Gallus gallus (chicken), 5914 nucleotides. It is a transcript of the gene CLSTN3, whose product is annotated as calsyntenin 3. The record is from RefSeq and is a predicted model, not a curated record. NCBI's taxonomy places the organism in Eukaryota, Metazoa, Chordata, Aves, Galliformes, Phasianidae. Gene Ontology annotation, cellular component: cell surface; postsynaptic membrane. Gene Ontology annotation, molecular function: calcium ion binding; X11-like protein binding; amyloid-beta binding. The transcript is spliced from 18 exons. Bases 2460 to 5333 code for a protein of 957 amino acids. Gene Ontology annotation, biological process: homophilic cell-cell adhesion; positive regulation of synaptic transmission; positive regulation of synapse assembly.
GGGAGCAGCAGCCGCCGCCGCCGCCGCCGCCGCCGCCGCUAUGGGAGGCCGUCGGCCCCGCGCAGCCGUCCUGCUGCCGCUGCUGUGCCUCUGGGCCGCGCUGCCCGGCGGCUGCCCCAACAAAGGUGAGCGGAGCGCCGCGGGCACGGAGCGCCGCGGUCCGAGCGGUCGCGCUGCCGCCGCUGUCAGCCGGCAGUCCCGGCGGGGGGGCUCCGGGUGCCCCGGCUCCGGGGCUCGCUCUGCCCUUUCAGCGCCCUCAUCAUCCUUUCCUGUGCCGGCCCCAUCUCCUACCACCUCCCUUUUCAACAGUCUUUGAUUUUGACAUCCUCUUCUCAUUUGCCCCCUUUCCACCCACUUGGCUCGCUUCGUGUCAGUUCUUGCCGUGUGUGUGGAGCAAUUCUCCCGUAGCAUGCCGAGAGGGAGUGCGGUGCACCUCCACAGACCCCUCUGCUCCCUGAAGCACAUCCCCCAUCUCCAUCUUCUCAUUCCAGCCCAUGCGUCUAGAACGUGUCAAUAGGAAAUGUUGCAGCAGUUACGUGUUAUCUGUGCAGGUGGCUUAUAUAAAACAGUGCUUUAUGGGCUAAAUAGGGGAAAAAAAGAGAAAAAAAAAAAAAGGAAAAAAAAAGAAAAAAAGAAAAAAAAAAAAAGAAAAAAAGGAAAAAGAAAGACCAAACCCAAGCGCUGCAGCUCUAACAUGCUGGAUGCAGAUGUUCUCAGAACACACAGAGUGGCAGAGAAGGAUGUAGGUUACUAGAUCUGGGGCUGCAGACACAGGCAUGAGAAAUUCAUUUUCAGCUAAUGAGAAGAUCAUCUGUUGGGGUGGGGGAACCUGAAACAUGCAAGAGAUGCAGGGGCCAUCGGGGAUGCAGCAGCUUGAUGUGCUUUCCAUGCUUGGGGGCUACAAACAGGAUGCAGCACAAUGCUCUGUGUGCGCUGGUACCAGCAGGGGCAUUUAUUUGUGCUGCUCUGGUGCUGGUAGGACCGGUUGCGAAGCCAGGCCCCUCAUGGUCUGUAUUUUUUCUCUUUGUGAAUUGACACUCUGAAGCACGUACACAUCCUUGGCAGCUGAUUUUAGCUUUACAGGAGCUUUCUUGAAGAUGGUAUGAGCCUGCAUCCUAAGAAUACCCCCCAAAUGUGUUUCUAAUCCCCAAGAAAUAAUUUCCUAAGAAAUCAAAUUGGUGAUUCCCAAGGUGCAAGUGGAUGCAGCAGAAGAUUUCUGUCUCACCCACCAGCUUGUUACCCCAGCAACGGGGUGUAUUUGGCAUUGGUAGUUAUGGGUUCCCACCUCCUCGGAGAGGUGCGCAGACUGGGACUGACACGGUAGGAUCUGGUGAGGGCAGUGGAGGGAUGGGGCAAAACACGGGUGCUUGUACACAGGAAAGAAUCCUCCUGCAUACUGAGCAGGGUGGAUAUUUUUCUGGAUUUCCUACGCAGUGCUUUAUAAUCUUAAUCGAUACGGUGGAAGAGAAAUGCCAGCCCACACCUGGCUGCUCUGCCUGCUGGCACAUCCCUGCUCAGAUUGCAGUCCCACCACUGGCCCACCCAGCUCCAGCAGCACCCCUUGGUGCUGAAGUACAGAAGAGGCUAUUGAUUGUAGGGGAUGUUGUCCCUCUUGAGUCAACACGCACGCCAUGGCGGUGUGUGCUGCAGAGGAUGAAUUCACAUAUUGGAAGUAGUGCCCUUGAGGGGAGAGGCUCUGCAUCCUGCUCUCUACCAGCUCUGAGCCAUGCUGUGUGCAGAGUGUCGCUUGGUUGUAAUAAAUCUUGUUCUCCAGGGGGUGGGAGAGUGGGGGAUUAUCUGGGAAUGGGGUUUGUAACUAGGACAUGUAAUAUAAUCUCUGAGGCCCAUUUGGCAGGGAGUGGGCAUGGGGGAGGGGUUCUUAAUUUAUAACGAUUUUACUUCUCUCCCCUCCGCCCUUUCCCUCCUUUAUUUCUCCUUUUCCCUGCCCUGGAGCCUAUGUGAUAAAGAUUAAUUUGCUAUUUCUGGGCCUGUGACAUUUUUCAGAGCCUCCGGCUGGCUGCUGCCUCCAUGCCAAGCCUGGCUGGGCUACAGCCAAUGGAACAGCAAGGAGGGGCCAAAGGAAUAUGGUGCCCACCAUGGAGUGGGGAAGGAGGAAGCAAGGGGCUCAGCAAUUUGUUUUACAUGUGGGGUGGCUGACUGGACGUGUACCUGGGGGCACGUGUGUGGAUCCUUGCCCUUAGUACAGAGGGUAGAAGGAAUGAAUGAUAAUGGGUGAAUGCAGCUCUUGUCUUCUGGGGACAUCCCGAUGGAAGGUGUCUCCUGGAUCCUUUACUUAUGACUUCAGUGAUCUAAAGCAUUUAGCAUUUGGAAUCUCUCCCCAGAAUCGGAAUACUUAUGCCUCUGGAUUUCAUUUUUUUAAACGAUGCCAGCUUUCCAGGGUACACAGAUAUCCUUCUACACGCUUCUAACAAGAGAGUACUGAGGAGCUGAGAAGAAACAUGUUGUUUUUGAUGGCAUCUUCCAAGAGAGCAAAUAAGCACAAACCCUGGAUUGAAGCUGAAUAUCAGGGCAUCGUCAUGGAGAAUGACAACACAGUCCUACUCAACCCACCGCUGUUUGCACUGGACAAAGAUGCUCCUCUGCGCUAUGCAGGUGAGAUCUGUGGCUUCAGGAUACAUGGGGCAGGGGUGCCCUUUGAAGCUGUGAUACUGGAUAAAGCUACAGGGGAGGGGCUGAUCCGGGCCAAGGAACCAGUGGAUUGUGAAGCACAUAAGGAGCACACAUUCACCAUCCAAGCUUAUGACUGUGGAGAAGGACCUGAUGGAACCAACACUAAAAAAUCACACAAGGCCACAGUGCAUGUUCGAGUAAAUGAUGUGAAUGAGUUUGCUCCCGUCUUUGUGGAAAAGUUGUAUCGUGUCGCAGUGACCGAGGGAAAGCUGUAUGACCGCAUCUUGCGUGUGGAGGCUAUUGAUGGAGACUGCUCACCACAAUACAGCCAGAUCUGUUACUAUGAGAUCCUGACCCCCAAUAUUCCCUUUCUGAUUGACAAUGAUGGGAACAUUGAAAACACGGAGAAACUUCAGUACAGUGGAGAUCGUGUCUACAAAUUCACAGUAACAGCCUAUGACUGUGGAAAAAAGCGGGCAUCUGAUGAUGCAGAAGUGGAAAUCCAGGUGAAACCCACCUGCAAGCCCAGUUGGCAGGGCUGGAACAAGAGGAUUGAGUACACACCGGGUGCAGGCAGCCUCGCACUGUUUCCCAGCAUUCACCUGGAGACCUGUGAUGAGCCCCUGUGGAAUAUCCAGGCCAUGGUGGAGCUGCAGACAAACCAUGUGGCUAAGGGCUGUGACCGGGAUAACUACUCUGAGAAAUCACUACGCAAACUCUGUGGUGCUGCCUCAGGAGAGAUUGACUUGCUGCCUGUGCCUAGCCCCACAGCAAACUGGACUGCACGGCUCUCAGUGCACUACAGCCAGGACAGCAGCCUCAUCUACUGGUUCAACGGCAGCCAGGCUGCCCAAGUGCCUGUCAUGAACGGGCUGAAUGCCCAUGAGGGGCUGAGUGACCACUUCACCCUGUCUGUGUGGAUGAAACAUGCUGUGGUGCCCAGCAAAGGCAGGCGGGAAGAGGAGACAGUGAUCUGCAGUACAGUACAGAGUGAGGAUGGCUACUCACAUUACUCUCUGACUGUGCAUGGCUGCCGAAUUGCUUUCCUCUACUGGCCAUUGCUGGAGAGUGCAAGACCUGUGAAGUUCCUCUGGAAGCUUGAGCAGGUCUGUGAUGAUGAAUGGCACCAUUAUGCCCUCAACCUCGAGUUUCCAACUGUCACACUCUACGUGGAUGGUGUCUCUUAUGACCCUGCCCUCAUUCAUGACAAUGGCCUCAUUCAUCCCCCACGGCCAGAACCCUCACUCAUGAUUGGAGCUUGCUGGACCGAGGAGAAAAACAAGGAGAAAACCAAAGGAAAUGAUAAUUCCACAGAUACUGUACGAGGAGAUCCUCUGUUGAUACACCACUACUUCCAUGGUUACUUGGCUGGCUUCACUGUGCGCCCUGGUAGCUUGGAGAGCCGGGAGGUUAUUGAAUGCCUGUAUGCCUGCCGUGAGGGGCUUGAUUACAGUGACUUCGACAGUCUGGGCAAAGGGAUGAAGGUUCAUGUGAACCCCUCUCAGUCCUUGCUUACUUUGGAGGGUGAUGAUGUGGAAACUUUCAACCAUGCUAUCCAGCAUGUCGCUUACAUGAAUUCCCUGCGCUUUGCUACUCCUGGAGUCCGGCCGCUCAGGCUCACUACUAAUGUCAAGUGUUUCAGUGAAGAAUCAUGUGUCUCCAUUCCUGACGUGGAAGGUUAUGUUGUGGUGCUACAGCCUGAUGCUCCCCAGAUCCUGUUGAGUGGCACUGCCCACUUUGCUCAUCCUGCAUCAGACUUUGAGGCUCCUGAUGGAGUCCCCCUUUUCCCCAACCUCCAGAUCACCUGCUCUAUUUCUCACCAGGUGGAGGCCAAGAAGGAUGAGAAUUGGCAUGGUACUGUGACAGACACACGUAUGUCAGAUGAGAUUGUACACAACCUGGAUGGCUGCGAGAUCUCAUUGGUAGGAGAUGACUUGGACUCAGAGAGGGAAUAUCUGCUCCUGGAUGGGGCAUUGCUGCAACAGCGGGGCCUGGAGCUGGUUAACACCUCUGCCUACCUCACUAUCACAGGGGUUGAGAGCAUUGCAGUUUACGAGGAAAUACUACGCCAGGUCUCAUACCACAUCAACCGUGGCGCUGCUCUUUAUGAGAGGAAGUUCCACCUGUCCUGCACUGAGAUGAAUGGACGUUAUUCCAGCAAUGAGUUUUCUGUUGAGAUGAAUGUCCUCCACAACAUGAACCAAGCUGCUCAUCCCAACCAUAUGCUGAAUUCUCAGCAGUUUAUACACCGAGGCCAUCAUUUACCCCCAGAGCUGUCUGGCCACAGCUUGGCAAGCACCCAUAACAGCCCUAUGGUUCCCAGUGCAGCCACUAUCAUCAUUGUGGUGUGCGUGGGCUUCCUGGCACUCUUGGUGAUCCUGGGCAUCCUGCGCAUCCACUCACUGCACCGACAGGGAAUGGGGCAAGAGGUCCCUGGGGCUGCCGCAGAGGGGCACACAGGCACUGGCAGCAAAGACAGUGACUUGUUCUGGGAUGACUCAGCUCUCACCAUCAUAGUGAACCCCAUGGAGUCCUACCAGAGCUGCCAGGAGAGGGCUGCAGAAAACUGUGAGGGCAGAGCAGGUAAGGGCAUGGAGGACGAUGAUGACAGCAGUGAUUUGGAGACACCUGACUCCCCAGACAGCAAUGACAUGGAUGAUCGGCACAUCAUUGGCAAAAAUGACAGUGCUCACCGCUAUUAGCAGCUUUAAAACAUCUGUCCAAUGGAUCCUCUGAAACAUACGGCUGGGAAGAGGAGGUGUCUUUAACUUCCUUUUUCCCCCACCUUGUACAUGUUCUCCUCCCUCGUGUCAUUUUGCCUCCCAUGUUCCUUCGUCUUCUGCCAUUCUCAUUGUGGACGUUCCCUAUGAUUGACCCCCCCCAUUUGGCUCUCUAGAGACACAUAUUUGGGCACUUGCACAUGACCGUGGCACAGUUCAAACUAUGAUGACGAAGGAGGGGCUUGGAAAGAACAGAAAUGUGGAAAGAGGAGUCAGCCAUAUGGCUCAGAGUGGGGUCUCUCACAACCCCUCCCCAGAUAUUAUAUAUAUAUAUAUAUAUUGUAUAUUUUUUCAAUGUUGUUGUUUGAGGUUUAUUCUCAUUUCAUGCAAAACAAAACAAUCAAAAAAAAAAAAAAGAAAGAAAAAAAAGAAAUAUCCCCACAACCAGAACAUUGCAGCUUGUGCCACUUUGUAAAAUUGUCAAUACUCCUGAACUAAAUGAAUGGUGGUAAGAAGGAUGAGGAAGCAAAGUGGAUUUUAAAAUAAAUGGAUUUCAAAUAAAA